This is a messenger RNA of Macrosiphum euphorbiae (potato aphid), 3120 nucleotides long. NCBI's taxonomy places the organism in Eukaryota, Metazoa, Arthropoda, Insecta, Hemiptera, Aphididae. The record is from the annotation of a GenBank genome assembly.
AUGAAUACGUCUUUCUUGCGGUUGCUGUGCACCCUCUUUGCACUAUCCCAUUAUGCAUUGGCUCAAAGUGGUUAUAAUUACAACAAACCAUCAAAUCCCCUGAACGGCCCAACUACAGCAAUACCGGGCACUAGCUAUCCUACUUCAUUCCCUACAACGGUUUCGUCAUACCCAACUCAGGCUGACCAAUUUGGUUCUACUGGACCUACUGGUACGCCCAGUUUUACUGGUGGGUAUGGUGGCCAAACAGCCUAUCCUACAUCUGCACCUCAAGAUUUUACUACUGCUAACUUCCCUAGUUCAACUGCACAACGACCUGGAAACUUCCCUACUGGUUCAGGUUCAUCGCCUGGAUAUGGCUCAUCUGGUGAUGGUUCUUCUGGACCAAACACAAGACCAAGCUAUGGUCCAAGUGGACAAGAAAGCUUAGGAGCCCCUCAAAGUGGUAAUGGAUAUGGUGUUGGAUCAGGAUCUGGUUUUGGAUCUGGAAGUUCAAAACCGAGUGGAUUUGGUGGAAGUUCAGGAACACCAAGUUCAACUGGUUUUGGAAGUGGAAAUGCUCCGGGUAGUUAUGGAAGUGGAAACAAUGUAGGAACUACUGGAUUUGGAAGUGGAAAUGCUCCGGGUAGUUAUGGAAGUGGAAACAAUGUAGGAACUACUGGAUUUGGAAGUGGUAGUGCCCCGGGUAGUUAUGGAAGUGGAAACAAUGUAGGAACUACUGGAUUUGGAAGUGGAAAUGCUCCUGGUAGUUAUGGAAGUGGAAACAAUGCAGGAACUACUGGAUUUGGAAGUGGAAACACUCAGGGUAGUUAUGGCAGUGGAAACAAUGCAGGAACUACUGGAUUUGGAAGUGGGAGUGCCCCAGGUAGUUAUGGAAGUGGAAACAAUGUAGGCACUACUGGAUUUGGAAGUGGAAAUGCUCCUGGUAGUUAUGGAAGUGGAAACAAUGUAGGAACUACUGGAUUUGGAAGUGGAAAUGCUCCUGGUUAUGGUGGUAGUGGUGGUUCUGUACCAGGAACAGGUUUUGGAAGCAACCCGGGAUCAAGCGGUUUUGGUAUAGGUAGUGCACCUGGCAAUUACGGAAGUAACAAUGUUGGAACACAAGGACCAAAUAGUUUUGGCAGUGGUGUUGGUGGUGGAUCCAGGCCAAGUUAUGGAGGUGCCGGAAUUGGUGGACCUAGCAGUGUAGGCGGUGGAAAUUCUGGUGUACAAGGACCUAGCAGUUUCUUUGGUGGAAACGGUGGUAGCCAAGGACCUAGCAGUGUUGGAGGUGGAAAUGCUGGUGUACAAGGACCUAGCAGUUUCUUUGGUGGAAAUGGUGGUAGUCAAGGACCUGCUAGUUUUGGAAACGGCUUUGGAUCUGGAAACUCACCAACUGGAAAUAAUGAUGAUGGUUCUUACGAAGGUGGUGACUUUUCUGCUAUACCCGGAGAACCAGGUACCGACUACCCAAUACUAUCAGAAAUCCCAAAUACUUCAUUUACUUGUAACCAGAGAUUACCAGGAUACUACGCUGAUACCGAAGCCAGAUGUCAAGUAUUCCAUAUAUGUUCUAAUGAUAUUAAAUACGAUUUCUUGUGUCCUAAUGGAACAAUAUUCCAUCAACAACACUUUGUAUGUGUCUGGUGGAACCAGUUUGAUUGUUCAACUGCUGAAAGUCUAUAUGGCUUGAACGCUAAUAUUUAUGACUACUCCAAAGUAGGUUCUCCAGGACAAUCAGGCCCACAAGGUCCUAUCGCUAAUUUCCCUGGACAAGUUGGUCCUAAUGGACCAAUUGGUAACUACCCCGGUUUAUCUGGACCACAAGGGCCAAUUGCUAACUUCCCAAUAAUUUCUGGUCCACAAGGCCCAGUUGCAAACUACCCAGGACAAUCAGGACCACAAGGACCAACAGCCAAUUAUCCAGGCCAAACUGGUCCCCAGGGUCCAACAGCCAACUACCCGGGACAGUCUGGUCCUCAAGGUCCAGUUGCAAACUACCCAGGACAAUCAGGACCACAAGGACCAACCACCAAUUAUCCAGGCCAAACUGGUCCCCAGGGUCCAACAGCCAACUACCCGGGACAGUCUGGUCCUCAAGGUCCAACGGCCAACUACCCAGGCCAAUCAGGUCCCCAAGGUCCAACAGCCAACUACCCGGGACAGUCUGGUCCUCAAGGCCCAACCGCUAACUACCCAGGACAAUCAGGACCACAAGGACCAACCGCCAACUACCCGGGACAGUCAGGUCCUCAAGGCCCAACCGCUAACUACCCAGGACAAUCAGGACCACAAGGACCAACCGCUAACUACCCAGGACAAUCAGGACCACAAGGACCAACCGCCAACUACCCGGGACAGUCAGGUCCUCAAGGCCCAACCGCUAACUACCCAGGACAAUCAGGACCACAAGGACCAACCGCCAAUUACCCAGGACAGUCUGGUUCUCAAAGGCCAACUGCCAACUAUCCAGGUCAAUCUGGUUCCCAGGGCCCAACAGCUAACUACCCAGGACAAAUAGGAUCACAAGGUCCAACUGCCAACUACCCAGGACAAUAUGGCCCACAAGGUCCAUCAGCUAGCUACCCAGGCCAAUCAGGUAUCAAAGGUCCAUCUGCCAACUACCCAGGACAGUCUGGUUCUCAAGGUCCGUCAUCCAACUACCCAGGACAGUCUGGUUCUCAAGGUCCAUCAGCCAACUACCCAGGACAGUCUGGUUCUCAAGGUCCGUCAGCCAACUACCCAGGACAGUCUGGUUCUCAAGGUCCGUCAGCCAACUACCCAGGACAAAUAGGAUCACAAGGCCCAACAGCAAAUUACCCAUCACAGACAGGUGCACUAUUCCCGAGUCAACGUCCAAGUAGCUACCCAGGUGCACAAGCUACACCAUCAUACCCAUCUACAGGUGCAAACAAUAACGGUCGACCGAGUUCUCAAGGUCCAUUUGGAAGUUCAGGCACAACACCUUACCCCAGUCAAGGAAGUACUGUGGGAUCAUAUGGUCCAAGCUCAACUUUAUCAGGUGCAUCGCCAACGUCUGCCUCAUACCCAGGAUCCACUUUAUCUGAUGCGCAGUUUGUAAACUCUUACAAUAAACCAGCCGUACCAGACAGGGAAUAUUUGCCACCAUACAAAAAAUGA